AAUUUUGACCGCACUGAAAGCAAACCCAAGAUAACUGAAACGUCCUUUUUUAUGACCAAAAAUUAACGGUUUAAUUGGUUUUUUCUUAAUACUUCCGGAAAAUAUUUUUGUAAAUAAUUAAAUAAAAAACACGAAGUAUCAGUAAAAAAAAGAACUUGUUUAUAUAAGUGAUUCGUUUGAACACUUCUUACAACUUCUCAACAAAAAAGCCUCUGUUGUUUUUAUUAUCAAGUGUGUAAUCUAUAUCAACAAGGAUUUAUAACUAUUUUUACACAACAUUAUAAUGAAUGGAUUGUGGUGAGCCAAACAAGCCAUCACUUCCGUUAAUAAUAUUAAUUAUACCUUUAAGUGAAAUAAAAAAAAUCGUUAUAUUGUUUUUUUCUAUUAGACUGUGGUGUAACGGACAUCAGUAAGGGAAGAGGGUUAAAACAGAAAAAGAUUAUUCUGUUUACAAAGAGCUUACGUAGAAACAGUUUAUCUUGUUGGUGUAACACAAACGCAUCGAGUUAAGACUAUGUAUUAAAGAUUUUCUUUAUGUUGACAGGGAAUAAAAAUUUGUAUAUAUUAUAAGUAUGAAAUUACCAGUCUUGGUAUGCAUUCAAUUUUUAUGCAGUUUUGCUUAUGGAAAAUUAGUACAGCCUCGCAAUGUGACGGAGCAAUUAGGGGAUUUCGUAACUGAAAAUAAACAAAAGGAACCAGUCGAAGACUUAGGUGAACAAGUAAAGAAUUUUGAAUAUUAUGAAGUAGUAACUCCAAUAGAAUUCUCAUCUGGAAACCUUGAUGGCGAUGAAAAAUUUACACCAGGUUCUAAACACAUUCAGAUUUCUGCUUUUAACACAAGAUUUGAUAUCAAUAUUUACAAAGAUUAUACCAAUUCUUCAUACAGUGUUUUUGUGGAAUACUUUGGAACAAAUAAUUCUUAUGAGGGAAAAAUUGUACAGGAGGAAGAAUGCAUAUAUUCAGGACAUGCCAAUACUCUUAGUAACCAGACUGCUGAUGUUAUCCUUAAUGUUUGUGAUGGUUUGGAAGGCAUUAUACAAACCGAAUCUGCAACAAUAUUUAUUGAACCAGUAAAAAACACAUUAAAAAGACAGUUUCCUCACCAGCACAUUAUUUACAGAAGUAGUGAUGUUGUUAAUACCAAAUCCACAGGCUUUGGCGAUUACACUACAGAAGAACCAUUUGAUAUGCCCGUAAUUGCAAACAAAAAUAAAGGGAAGUCACGUGUCAGGAGGAGUGGUUAUGACAGUUACUUAAAGUUCAAAAAUAAGUCUGGCCGUAGUGUUCAGUUGUACUAUUUAGAUUCAUAUAAACGUGAAAGACCAUUUCCACCAAGAGCACUUUUUCCUGGACGAGUUAGUGGUGUAAAUACCUUCAUUGAUACAAUUUGGAUUGUCAAAGAUGAUAAAACGAACAAAAAACUCCUGUUAAAUGGCAAAGAACAGUAUGUGGCUCCGCUGAGCAGCAUUGGAAGACGGAUAGAAAUUAUUAUAACAACUCCAACUGGUUUAAAAUUUGUUGAUGAACCGGAAACGAAUGAAGUUGAAGGCUCUGAACGUCAUAUAGAAGUGAUGGUAGUUGUGGAUGAAUCAGUUACAAAAUUUCAUGGAAGAGAUAAAGUCGAAAAAUAUGUUUUCACAAUGAUGAAAAUGGCAGCACUUGUGUUGAAAGACAAGAGUUUGGGAAUUUCAAUAAAUUUUCACGUGGUGCGAUUAGUUAUAAUCGAUAAUUCGCAGACUGGCUUCAGGGUGUAUAGCCGAAAUCCUUCCAGAACAUUAGUUUCAGCUUGUAACUAUAUAUCUACACUACAAAAUAAUGAUGAAACGCAUCGAGAUCAUUUUGAUUUUGCUGUAGCACUUACAAGGAAAGAUUUUGGUCCAUCAGGCUAUGCCCAACUAUACUCUAUGUGUACAAGCUCUAGAAGCUGUGUUAUUGUCCAAGAUGAGGGAUUUACCUCGGCAUUUAUAGUUGCUCACGAAACUGGUCAUCUGUUAGGCCUGGAUCACGAUGGGGAAGGAGAAUCUAAAAAGUGUGAUGUAGACAGAUCAAAAGGAUCAGUCAUGGCACCUACCAUUGUUUCUCGACCCGAUCGAUUUCAUUGGUCCUCAUGUAGUAAAAAGUUAGCAAAAGAAAACAUUGAAUACUUUUCAUGUUUGAAGAACGUACCAAAGCAUAAGAAGCAAUGUACUGGAGCUUGUGAUGUCCCUUAUACAUUGACUGAACAAUGUCAAUUCAAUUUUGGCAGUUCUUCAACAGCCUGCACAGCUUGGAAGUUUAAUCCAUGUCAGAAAUUAUGGUGUCAAAAUCCCCAACGAAGAAACAACUGUCAAACAAAUUCAAAUCCUGCCCUUGAUGGUUCCAUUUGUGGCAGAAACAAGCAUUGCUCAAAAGGGUUAUGUGUUCCAGAUACAAAUCCAAUUUUUCCUGCUCGUACAACUAAAAAAAUGAAUAUAGUACAUGGAAACUGGGGAUCGUGGUACUCGUGGUCGAGUUGCUCACAAAGUUGUGGUGUUGGUAUUCGUAAAAAAAUAAGAAAAUGUGAUUCUCCUAAGCCAGGACCAAAUGGUUCUCCAUGUUUUGGAAAAAAUAUAGAGACUGAUUUAUGUAAUACUGAAGCAUGUUCCAUCCUAAAGUCGUAUAAAUCCAUUCGUGCUGAGCAGUGCAGGAGCUUGGAGUCAAAAGGAUGGACAUUGUAUACAGAUAAUGCUUUUAAUGUAAGAUUGAAACAAAGAUAUAACAAUGUCAACUGCUCAUUUGAAGAAGGAUUUUGCAAUUGGAAAAAUAGUCUUAAUAACAAUAUGGAUUGGCGAAUGAAUAGUGGAAAAACAAAAAGCUACAAAACUGGUCCUUCCAAUGAUCAUACAUUCAAGAAUGAAAAAGGAAAAUACGUCUUCAUUGAAGCAUCUAUAUCUUACGACAACAAAGUAAAAAAAGGAGAUGUUGCCAGAUUGAUCAGUCCAAAUAUCAGAGUACCACGAAUUUGUUUUAAUAUGUUUUAUCAUAUGUACGGUAGAGACAUGGGUAGCUUGAAAAUUAAACUUCUGUAUGCGAAUAGUACUGAACAGGAAGUAUGGAAUAAAUCAGGAAACCAGGGAGAUAGCUGGAAGAACAUGCAAAUUUCUUUGCAGUCUGUUUCUGACUACAGGAUUGUGGUAGAAGCUGUGCGUGGAGUGUAUUGGACUAGUGAUAUUGCUAUAGAUGACAUAUCAGUGGUGGCUGGAUUGUGUAAUUCUGAUCAGAAAGAUCAGAAUCCCUGUGUGAUUUCUUGUCGUUCGCGCAAUGCACAAUCUUUUAAAAUGAACAUAAAAGUUAAAGAUGGAACAAAAUGCUAUUCCAAUAGAAGCAGCGACGUGUGUCUUGAAGGAGUAUGCAAGAAAUUUGGAUGUGACAACAAGUUUGGUUCCAGUUUAACAUUUGACAACUGUAUGGUUUGUGGUGGCGAUGGCUCUUCAUGUAUAAGACAAACGGACAAAAUAGAAUUGACCGCAACAAAAGAUUAUGAAACCGUUCUCAAGCUACCGAAAGGUUCAACGUUUAUCAACAUAACGGAAACAUCACAUAAACCACAUUAUAUCGGCUUACGUAAAAUGUUUCACAACAGUAUCUACUUGAGUACGAAGUAUGAAGAUUAUUUUGUGAUUGAUGGCGUUUCUUUCCACUUUCAGAAAGUUUCUAAUGGUUUUCAACACAUUUCAUGUCAAGGUCCUCUUCAAAAAGAUAUCGAUGUCGUUGCGUACACUUUUACCAGUGAACGAAUACGACCUCUUUCAUUGGCUUAUGAAUACUUUGGUCCAAUCAGUGGGAAAGUAACGUACCAAUACAAGAUUAAAAGAUGGCAAACAUGCUCUCGUUCUUGUGGCACAGGAAAACAACAAUCUGUAGUUGCUUGCAUUCGCUUACAAGAUUCACAAGAAGUUAAUCACAAACAUUGUCGACAUCAGAAAAAGCCGCUUUAUAUAAGAUCUUGUAAUUUGCAAGAAUGCCGAAGAAAGUUCAAAUGGGUCAUCAGGAAAUGGAGCGACUGUUCUAAGACGUGCGGUGCGGAUUCUAGAAAAACUCGAGUUGUAGAAUGUUUAAAUGUAUUUGAAAAUGUUUUAACCCAACCUUCUUUUUGUCCUCGAAGAACUCCCAUCACAACAAUACGAUGCCCCACCAAAGAAUGCCCACGAGUAUAUAAAUGGACCACAGGCGAAUGGAAAAGUUGCUCGAAAUCAUGCGGAAUUGGUACCCGCACUCGAACAGUAAAAUGCAUUGAUGCCGAAAGUAAAAACACUGUUAAUGACGUCAAAUGUGUCACCAAAAGCAAGCCAAACGUUUUGGAGCCUUGUAACAUACAAGAGUGCGAUAUCUUCAUAUGGCGCGUUCACUUAGAAGGGAAAUGUUCGCAGACCUGUGGAGGAGGGUAUAAAGUUCGUAUAGUGUAUUGCGUUAACGAGAAGACUAAGUUAUUUGUUGAGAAUCGAUACUGCGAUGGUCCUUCACCGCAGAGAAUAGUGCGGUGCAAUGAACAACAAUGUCCUGAAUAUGCUUGGGGUAUUGUUGAAUCGAGUCCGUGUUCAGUCACGUGUGGAAACGGAACAAAAGAAAGAACAAUACAGUGUGUUGAUAAAGCAACCAAUCAGAACACAGCUGACAAAAAGUGCUUGCAUAAAAAGCCUCCAAAAAUCAUUUCUUGUUACGAAAGAAAAUGUCCAGGCUUCAAUGUAGCCUAUACCACGUGGGGUAGUUGUAGUGCAGCUUGUGGACGUGGUAUCCAGAAGAGAGAAGCUUACUGUGUAUCAGAAAACUAUGAGACGAUCUUAUCUCCUAAAGAAUGUGCAAAGGGAGAUUUGUUAUUAAAGAGAAGCUGUCAAAGAACACCAUGCGCGAGAUCAGAUAAACUUUUCUGUAAUUUUGAUUCACAAACCUACUGUGAUUGGGCGAACACUAAAGACGAUGAUUUUGAUUGGACAAUUGGUAAAUCUACACCUUCAAUUAAUACCGGCCCGUCGAAAGAUCAUACAACGCGUUCAGGUUAUUUCGCAUACAUCGAAGCAUCUCGACCUAGAAAACGUGGCCAUAAAGCUGAAUUAACCUCAAAAUACCUCAAGAUGAAAAAAGGCUGUCUGGAGUUUUGGUAUUACAUGAAAGGUCCAUCGGUAGGCCAGUUACGAGUUCGCGCUGUAUCUAGCCUUGGUGAGCGGGUAGCGUUUGAAAAAGAGGCUCACCAAGGUGGACGUUGGUUGCAGGCGAAAAUACUUGCCAACGAGACAGAAGCAGCAUCAGGCUACAAGUACGUGAUUGAGGGUAUUGUCGGAUAUGGAGUUUAUGGAGACAUAGCAAUAGAUGACAUCAAAUUUCACGACAAAUCAUGUGGGAAGAUUACAGUUUUAAAGAAUUGUCGCGAAAUUUCUCCAUAUUGCCGACAUGAGAAGAGAAAUGACUACUGUGUCAAAAGUGAAGCGUAUCGAAAACUUUGUUGUAAAACAUGCGCUGCGAUUUUAACGUAACUAUAUCUUACGAUGUCCAAGAAGAAAGAAACAUCAUGUGUAAACUCUUUGUAAAGUCUGUAAUCCAUUAAAAAGAAAAGGAUAAAAGAAGGAUAAAACACGAAGCGGAAUACAGAAAGAAGAAUUAUAUCAGAAAAUUGAUUUAUAUUCAAGAAGACUUUAAAUAUUUCGCCGUCUGUUACAUAAGCUAAAGCAGUUAUUUUUUUUUAUUUACUUGUCAUUCAACCUAUUUUCAUUUGUUAAGUUCUUUUUUUUGAAUACAAGAAAUUUUGCAUCAUUGCAACUUAGCUUUGCGCUUGCGCCUGUAUUUGGACAUUGCAACAAAGAAGUACUCAAUUGGUACGCUGGUAUGACUUGUAUAUGUAAGCACUAAUUUUCUAGUCCUGUAAAAUUAUUUGUUUUGUAAAAAAAUGUGCAUUAGAUGACAAUAUAAUUUAUUUAACCAA
This is a messenger RNA of Hydractinia symbiolongicarpus, 5935 nucleotides long. RefSeq names its product A disintegrin and metalloproteinase with thrombospondin motifs 16-like. Lineage: Eukaryota; Metazoa; Cnidaria; Hydrozoa; Anthoathecata; Hydractiniidae. Gene Ontology annotation, biological process: proteolysis; extracellular matrix organization. The coding region runs from base 573 to 5489 and encodes 1638 amino acids. The transcript has 32 exons. The record is from RefSeq and is a predicted model, not a curated record. Gene Ontology annotation, molecular function: metalloendopeptidase activity. Gene Ontology annotation, cellular component: membrane; extracellular matrix.